AUGGCAAGUGCGGUGCUCCCGAUGGAGGGCAUGCUUUCUGGCAUCAAGGCCGAUGACAGGGUGGUGAUCGAGAACGUGGUAGCGGUGAUGCAGGGUCUUUCCAGGGACCUAUGCUUCCACGACUACGAGGUCCGCACCUCCAAGGAUGGCUUCGUCAUCAUCGCCAAGACCUCCGACAGCAUCCUGAGCCUCUCGGACCUGCAGCUCAUACGCGACGCAAACCCCGUCAGGGUUCAGAACGUUGGCGUCGUGCCCCUCGAGGGGAAGAGGAUCGCCCUUCACGUCAAGGUCCUCAGCUCCACCGCCCCGGUGACCUUGACCGAGGUGGACAUCGUGCGCGUCAAGAAGCGGAGGCAUUGGGGAUUCUUUUAG
Molecule: messenger RNA, 372 nt
Organism: Guillardia theta CCMP2712
Lineage: Eukaryota; Cryptophyceae; Pyrenomonadales; Geminigeraceae
Exons: 1
Coding region: 1-372 (123 amino acids)
Source: RefSeq, a predicted model, not a curated record